Paramisgurnus dabryanus is the source of this 2972-nucleotide messenger RNA. It is a transcript of the gene pcsk7, whose product is annotated as proprotein convertase subtilisin/kexin type 7. NCBI's taxonomy places the organism in Eukaryota, Metazoa, Chordata, Actinopteri, Cypriniformes, Cobitidae. Gene Ontology annotation, molecular function: serine-type endopeptidase activity. Gene Ontology annotation, cellular component: trans-Golgi network; Golgi membrane. Gene Ontology annotation, biological process: protein processing. The record is from RefSeq and is a predicted model, not a curated record.
CGCCACCGGAUAUGACGAAUGCGGAAGUCUAGCUGUGGAGGUUGAGUUAUGUCGAUGAUUAAAAUAAUGGAGAAUAAUUGUAAAUAUCUCGGAAACCAAACAGACAAUCGAUAUCGGAUGAAAACAGCGUUACUCUGAGCUUUCUGUCUGUCUCUGUUUAAGCUCAUCGAAUGUGGAGAGUGAAUUUAGCUGACUCUACGUGGCUGAUAUGGCAUCAUCCAUCCAGAUAUGGAUCAGCCUCUAUCCAGUACUGUUCCUCACUACAUUCCCCCUGUGUGGUCGUUCCUCAUCCUUUCCCUCCUCUUCCUGCGGACCAGGCCGAUCCUGGGCUGUCCGGCUGAACUCAGGCUCUGUAAAAGGAGAGCCAUUUGAUAGACUGGCUCAGACUGUAGCCGAGGACGUCGGCCUGGAGAAUCAUGGGCAAAUCGGGCAGCUGGAAGGACAUUACCUGCUGUGCCAGGGGCCAGGAGACACAGACUCACAUUCGACCGAGGAAGCUCUGGAUAAAAACGCUCAUGUGGUUUGGCACUCGCAGGAACACAUCCUGAGACGAUCUAAGAGAAGUGUGACAUUCAACGAUCCCAAUUAUCCAAGCCAGUGGCACUUGCACAAUAAUGUGAAACAUGGCAUGGACAUCAACGUGACGGGUGUCUGGGAACGCAAUAUCACAGGGGUUGGGGUCACAGUGGUCGUAGUGGAUGAUGGAGUCCAGCACAACUUGGUCGAUAUUCAGCCCAAUUAUAGUCCUGAGGGUAGUUAUGAUUUGAACUCGAACGACCCGGACCCCAUGCCCCACCCUGAUGGCCACAGUGACAACCAUCAUGGCACACGAUGUGCAGGAGAGAUCGCUGCCGUGUCCAAUAACAGCUUCUGUGCUGUCGGGGUGGCAUAUGGCGGCAAAGUGGCAGGCAUUAGAGUUUUGGAUGGACCACUCACGGACAGCAUGGAGGCUGUGGCUUUUAAUAAGCAUUACCAAAUAAAUGAUGUCUACAGCUGCAGUUGGGGACCAGAUGAUGAUGGGCGUACAGUUGAUGGACCUCAUCCCUUGGGCAAGGCGGCACUGCAGCAUGGAGUUAUAGCCGGCAGGAAAGGUUUUGGCAGCAUCUUUGUCGUUGCCAGUGGAAAUGGAGGACAGUAUGAUGACAACUGCAACUAUGAUGGCUAUGCUAAUUCCAUCUACACAGUCACUAUAGGGGCAGUGGAUGAAAACGGUAGGAAGCCUUUUUAUGCCGAAGAGUGUGCGUCCAUGCUGGCUGUCACCUUCAGCAGUGGAAGCAGACAGCUACGCAGCAUAGUGACUUCAGACUGGUCACUACAAGGUGCCACAGGUUGCACAGAUGGACACACAGGCACCUCGGCAGCUGCACCGUUGGCUGCAGGUAUGGUGGCUUUAAUGCUGCAGGUGCGACCGUGUCUAAGCUGGCGUGAUGUUCAGCACAUCAUUACUUAUACAGCAGUACAGCACGACACACAGGCUGAUUGGACAACUAAUGGAGCUGGUUUUCACCACAGUCACAAGUUUGGCUUUGGGCUUCUCAAUGCAUGGAGAUUGGUCAACGCGGCCAAGGUUUGGGAGUUUGUGCCAUUUUUGGUGUCCUACCAGAGCCCAGUUUUAAAGACGAAUGACGUCAUUCCACUCUAUAACAAAACUCUUACUGUCACUUGGAAUGUCACUGCUCUUGACCUGCAGCAGUCGGGCAUGCAAACAUUGGAGCAUGUGUCUGUUACCGUAACCAUCAGCCAUCCUCGCCGUGGCCAUGUUGAGAUGGUGUUAAUAUGCCCAAGUGGAAUGACCUCACUGAUCGGAGCCAGGAGAGCAAUGGAUGCCGAUACUACUGGAUUCACGGACUGGACGCUUUCCACUGUGCGAUGCUGGGGAGAAAAAGCAGAGGGACAAUACAGUCUAAAUAUCACAGACUACAGAGAAAAUACUUUGUCAUUGGGCACUCUGAAUUCCUGGAAACUUACUCUGUAUGGUUCAUCUAUGUCUCAUCAGCAGGUGAAAGAGAGAAAGAGAAUUGUGGAGGAAGCUAUGGGCGGGCAGUAUCUGAACAGUAGCUUUAAUCUUCCCUGCCCACCUGGCAUAGAUGUACCACCUGAGAUUGUGAGUCCAUUCACCUCAAACAGUCUAAAGUCUCUCCUGCUUCUGGGCUGUUUCGCUCUCUUCUGGUCGCUGUAUUACACUCUUGAAGUGACUCUCACUCAUGUGGACUGGCGUAGAUGUCGAACAGCUGUGAGGAGUAGAAACAGAGGACUACAGGCUGGAUCUUCAGUCCUAGAUAACAGUGAAGUGGUGGAGAUUCAGCCGGAGUUUGACAUGGAGUCCAAAGUUCCCCUGAUAGCAGGAGAUGAGAAUACAUAGCACUCAGGGACAGCUGAAGAUCGGUUCAUCACGCUCUGUAUUUAAGAUUUAUUUUUGCACUUUUCUUUGGUUCGGGAAUGUGAGCGAUGCUCUGUAUUGGGUUGCCUUAUUUUUUUUGUUUGUUUUUCAUCAUUUGUUAAUGUUUUCACACAAUAUAUGUGAUAUGUGUGCCUGAUAAAGUGAGUGGGUUCUUUACAGUAUUUAAAAGAAUUGGUGCAAAUGAACUUUGACGAUAGGAUGUUUUGCACAUAAUGCGUGUGUGUGUGUGUGCGUGCGUGUGUGACCGAGAGAGAAUCUAUUGUAUGAAAAUGAGUGAGUGCUUUAUGAGAAACUGAAAUGAUGUAUUAAGAGUUGAAUAUACUUUUAUAAUAGUUUUUGUUUCUUGAUUGUGAUACAUUGACUGUGUCACGUUUGGGUAUGUUUUGGCUAUAAAUACCUCAGACACUUGAAUUUUGAAAGAGAUUGUUUAAAACUGAACUCUGUUCUACUUACAGAUAUUUUACUGGUACUAGCCUGUUUUUAUUGAGGUGUGGUGUUCUGAUCAAUCUGAAUUUGAUCAAAAAAGAAUUUAUUGAAUGUGGUUUUCAAUAAAAAAAUAUAUGAAAUGCUU